Molecule: messenger RNA, 792 nt
Organism: Dovyalis caffra
Lineage: Eukaryota; Viridiplantae; Streptophyta; Magnoliopsida; Malpighiales; Salicaceae
Source: the annotation of a GenBank genome assembly
AUGUGCUUUCUAACUGGACCACUCGGGAGAUUCUCAUAUGCCAAUGAUGUAAAGGUUGAGAAGAUUGUCAUCAAUGGUUUUUCCAGAUAUUCCUUCUCAGCCUCUUCUACACCAACCCCACAAGGUCUAUUUGUGCCUGCUAUGGAAGCAUUGAGAACCAUCACUCUGGGUUUGCAUUUGCUUGAGGGAGAGGAUGAAUUCAUGUUUUCUUGUGCUUAUUGCCGUCUUGGAAUUAUGGAGACUAUCUUCAGAUAUGGAAAUCACUGGGCCUUGGUACAGCAAAAGAAAAUCCCGGUACUCAAUAAUCAAGAUAAAAUCCGUUGGUUCCAUAUCUCGAAUACCUUGUUGGAACUCCUGGCUCAUGACCAGGUGAAGCCCAAAAGUAAGAAUAAAAAGCGAGUAGUGAGUAGACAGUGGCAACUUGCUCAAUUUGCAAUCCAUCUUUACCUUCCUAAAGCAGAAGCUGCUCCGCUUCAGUCUUCACCACUAAGACUAACGAAGAAGCUAUUACCUCAGCCUUUAUCCCAUAAAUUGGCUUCUGCAAAAUUUCUCAACCUCGCGUGCAAAAACGAAACCGAUAGUGAACUUAAAAAAUGGGAAUUAAGGUUGUCUAAAAUUCGCAAGGUGCGGACUGAUGCAGAAGAGAAACAAUUAACUAACCAGGCUAUGAAAAUAUGGCGUAACAAGCUCCGAGAUUUGGCUUAUGAUGUCGAGGAUGUCUUGGAAGAGUUUGAAACUGAAGCACGGUAUCGAGGCUGCAGGAGUAGAAUAGGGAAGAUGAUCCCAACUUGA